UGAAUGAAAUGAAAUAAAAGCAGAAUAUAAAUGUUCUUUCUCCAUUUUCUGAAUGACACAAAACAGCGAGACCACAAUUCUCCCGAAGUACAGUACCAAUAAUGCAUUUCACUAGGAACUAGUUGCUAAUAUGAUUAAUAUUCAAUCUUGCAUACAGUGGGAAAUUAGGAUAAGAAGCCAAGGACUUGAACUCUAGGUACUGUUAAAUUUUAAAGUGUUUCUUCAUUCACUUGUUAGUUUGCUUUAGGCAAAGUUUUUGUAUUUUGAUUAUUAUUUAAUUUAACUGUACUGCCUUUUGACCAAGAUAACCUUUAAAUUUAGACCUUAUUUCACGGCUUCGUAUUCAUUAAAUUUAGGUAGUUUUACUCUGACCAAAACUAGGUAUUAUUUUAGCAGAUGGGACUAACAUUUGGCCAUCGGAUUGGUUGUAAAAUAACUUAAAGGGCGGGAGAGUCUUUUCCCAUUUGCUGUUGCCAGCUAGAGCAUGCAUACACCUACAGAAAAUAUCAGAUGCCAAGUGCUCAUGUGAUUCUGUGUUCGAUUUCAUUAUCCUUAGCUGAGCGAAAGAGGGAUGUGGUGUUCCUGCUGGAUGGUUCAGAUGGCACUAGGAGCUCUUUCCCUGCUAUGCGCGACUUUGUUGAAAGGAUGGUGGGCAGACUGAAUGUGUCUGAGAACAAAGACCGCGUGUCCGUGGUCCAGUACAGCAGAGAUCCAGAAGCCCAUUUCUAUCUUAAAACAUACUCAAGAAAGGAGGACAUUCUUGACACAGUCAGUAGUCUGAGGCACAAAGGAGGGAGACCCCUCAACACAGGGGCAGCUUUGCAGUACGUGAGGGACAAUAUAUUUGUUGCCACCUCUGGAAGCAGACGUGUAGAAGGUGUGCCACAGUUACUGAUUCUGCUGAGUGGUGGAAGGUCAUUUGAUAAUGUUGAUACACCGGCCUCAUCCCUGAAGGAGCUGGGAGUGCUUAUCUUUGGGAUAGGGUCAAGGAGCUCAGACAGCAGCGAACUCCAGAGGAUCUCCCAUGAGCCUAGUUAUGCACUCUCAGUAAGUGAUUUUGCUGACCUUCCAAGUGUCCAACAGCAGCUGAUUAGCAACAUUGACACAGUAUUUGUAGAGGUCACGUCUACCACUACCACGACGAUAGGUAAGAAAUAAAUAAACAUGCUUCUUCUACUUCCUCACAGCUUUUAAUGUUGUAGUGAGUUGUGCUUUACCUGUAGUUCUAGUUAGUUAGAGAAGGAAAAUGAUUUCUUCCUGAGUCGUAAAUCUUUGCGGGAGGUGAGAUGAUAUCAAAAAACACAGAAAGCACGAUUAAUGGCAAAGCAUCUACUAUGUAAUGCAAUACGCUGUUUUCCCCUAUUCCGUUAUUUUUUUCCUUACAAUGUCCCCCAUCUUACCCGUGACUGUUAUUUCUUAGCUGAGGGCCGUAGGCAGAGGAGAGAUGUUGUCUUCCUGCUGGAUGGAUCGGAUGGCACUAGGAAUGGGUUCCCAGCAAUGAAAGAGUUUGUGCAAAGAAUGGUGGAGAGAUUGGACAUAGAUGAGAACAGAGACCGCGUUUCUGUGGUCCAGUACAGUGGAGACACAGAGGUCCAUUUCUAUCUUAACACGUACACGACAAAGGAAGACAUUCUUGACAGUGUCAGAGGUCUGAGGCACAAAGGAGGCAG
Molecule: messenger RNA, 1670 nt
Organism: Carassius gibelio (silver crucian carp)
Lineage: Eukaryota; Metazoa; Chordata; Actinopteri; Cypriniformes; Cyprinidae
Product: collagen alpha-3(VI) chain-like
Exons: 1
Coding region: 511-1158 (215 amino acids)
Source: RefSeq, a predicted model, not a curated record